AUGAGCGAGGCGAAAGAGGUGAAGACGUCGCCUACAUUAGUGUCUGAAAAGAACCCCAAGGGAAUCCGGCCGUAUACCAAGGGUGCGCGUGACGACUGCUUCCUGAAGUUUGGCCACAGCGUGGAAGAGCACGGUGAGUCGGCCCGUAAAUGCGAGGAGCUCGUCCGCAAGCACCGUGAGUGCAUGGCUGGCCUUGGCUUCAAGGUCUAG
Malassezia japonica is the source of this 210-nucleotide messenger RNA. RefSeq lists its product as uncharacterized. Gene Ontology annotation, molecular function: copper ion binding; copper chaperone activity. The coding region runs from base 1 to 210 and encodes 69 amino acids. The record is from RefSeq and is a predicted model, not a curated record. The transcript is spliced from 2 exons. Lineage: Eukaryota; Fungi; Basidiomycota; Malasseziomycetes; Malasseziales; Malasseziaceae. Gene Ontology annotation, cellular component: mitochondrial intermembrane space.